Morus notabilis is the source of this 491-nucleotide messenger RNA. Its product is annotated as serine/threonine-protein kinase TOR-like. Gene Ontology annotation, cellular component: TORC1 complex; TORC2 complex; nucleus. Gene Ontology annotation, molecular function: protein serine/threonine kinase activity. The transcript is spliced from 5 exons. Lineage: Eukaryota; Viridiplantae; Streptophyta; Magnoliopsida; Rosales; Moraceae. The record is from RefSeq and is a predicted model, not a curated record. The annotation marks the transcript as partial. Gene Ontology annotation, biological process: TOR signaling; negative regulation of macroautophagy.
AUUACACUGAAUCAAGAACACAAGUAUAUGUUAAGUUUUGCUCCAGAUUAUGACCAUCUGCCUCUCAUAGCAAAAGUAGAAGUGUUUGAUUAUGCUCUGCAAAAUACAGAGGGGAAUGACCUCGCAAGGGUUCUUUGGUUGAAAAGUCGCACUUCUGAAGUAUGGCUUGAGAGGAGAACGAACUAUACUAGAAGUUUAGCUGUCAUGAGCAUGGUUGGUUACCUUCUUGGCUUAGGUGAUCGUCACCCAAGUAAUCUUAUGCUACACAGAUCUAGUGGGAAGAUAUUGCACAUUGAUUUUGGGGACUGCUUUGAAGCUUCCAUGAACCGUGAAAAGUUCCCUGAGAAGGUUCCCUUCCGGUUGACUAGAAUGCUUGAGAAAGCGAUGGAGGUCAGUGGUAUUGAGGGAAACUUCCGUUCAACUUGUGAAAAUGUGAUGCACGUGUUGCGAACAAAUAAAGAUAGUGUCAUGGCCAUGAUGGAGGUAUAGGU